CGCGCAGAAGAGCCGCGCGCGCACUGGCGGAUACCGGAGAUUAUUCCAGUGUUACACACCGAGAACCGGGAGACGCGCAGGAAUCCGGCCAGAGGGAGACACGGAGAGAGCAUUCCGACGGUGUGGAGUUCACCGUGUCCAGCCGGAAACAUGAGCUCCAGAUAAACUCAACAUGACCGUGAGCUGCACAUCUGUCCGUCUGCUGAACACACAUCUGCCGGACUCCUUUAAAACAUCUCUGUUUAUGUAUAUAGCAGACGCUUUUAUCCAACGCAACUUACACCCCUGAAGCUGCCCGAGGACCAGUGGGGGAUCGUUGCCUCCUCAAGGGAAUCUCCUCAGCUGUAGUGUUGAGCUGGUGCCGGGACUCAAAUCUGAGAUCUUUGCAUCCCAAGACAAAUUCUCUAACCAUUAGGCCACGGCUGCCCGCACAUCUUCUGAAAGGCUAAACUCAGAUUGAGAUCCAACAGAGUAAUUCUGCUUUAUCCUAAUGGAGAGACCACGGAUCGAGUCUGGAUAAACGGAUAAAGACAGAAGCAGGAGUAGUUCACCUCUCGGAGUGGAGCCGCAGUGUUGGGAGUCAGCUGACCUGAGAAACUGAGGAGUGUUUUCAUCAUCAGCGAGUGUGAGAUGGAGUCCCGGCGUGUGUUUUGGGUGUGUGUGCUGCUAUUGUCUGCCGUGUGUGUGUGUGCGUCUCUGGAGUUCGGCGGGGCGCCGGGGCAGUGGGCACGGUACUCCCGGUGGGAAGCGGGAUCUGUGGGAGAGCUCAGCUUCAGCCUGAAGACCAACAUCAGUAAAGCGCUGGUGCUGUAUCUGGAUGACGGAGGGAACUGUGAUUUCCUGGAGCUGCUGAUCUCUGGAGGAGUCCUGCAUCUGCGCUUCGCCAUCCACUGCGCAGAGCCGGCCACGCUGCAGACGGAGACGCGGGUCAGUGACGACCGCUGGCACAUGGUGCUGCUGACCCGAAACUACCGGCAGACGCUGCUGAUGGUGGACGGGGAGGCGCGAUCGGCUGAGGUGCGCUCCAAACGCAGGGAGAUGGCGGUGGUCAGCGAUCUGUUUGUGGGGGGGAUCCCACCAGAUGUUCGUCUGUCCGCCCUCACCUCCAGCACAGUGAAGUACGAACCGCCGUUCCUGGGUCUGAUCUCCAACCUGAAGCUGGGCGAGAUUCCUCCAGCGCUGAUCAACAGCCACGGCAUACACAGCGACCUGGAGCUCCUGUGCAGCAAACAGAACCCCUGCCUGAACGGAGGAGUCUGCAGCGUGCAGUUCGGGGAGGUGCACUGCGACUGCUCACACACACGCUUCAGGGGGAAAUACUGCAAAGAAGCAGAAGAGUACGCAGUUGAAGGUCUGGCGCACCUGACGUUAAACAGCCAAGGAGACUCUGCUCCAGCAGCAGGUAAAGAGGAGUCGGUGGCCACCUUCAAGGGGAACGAGUUCUUCUGCUAUGACCUGUCUCUGACGCCCAUCCAGAGCAGCACUGACGAGAUCACGCUGUCCUUCCGCACGCUGCAGCGCAACGGCCUGAUGCUGCACACCGGCAAAUCUGCAGACUACGUCAACCUGUCCCUGAAGAGCGGCGCCGUGUGGCUGGUCAUCAACCUGGGCUCCGGAGCCUUCGAGGCCCUCGUGGAGCCCGUCAACGGCAAGUUCAACGACAACGCCUGGCACGACGUCAAGGUCACGCGAAACCUGCGCCAGCACUCAGGCAUUGGACACGCUAUGGUCACUAUCUCAGUGGAUGGUAUUCUGACCACCACAGGCUACACACAGGAGGAUUACACCAUGCUGGGCUCUGAUGAUUUCUUCUAUAUCGGAGGGAGCCCGAACACAGCCGAUCUGCCUGGAUCACCGGUCAGCAACAACUUCAUGGGCUGCUUGAAGGAUGUGGUCUACAAGAACAAUGACUUCAAGCUGGAGCUGUCUCGCCUGGCCAUCGAGAGAGACCCGAAGAUCAGUCUGCAUGGGGAGCUGGUGUUCCGCUGUGAGGACGUGGCAGCCCUGGACCCUGUGACUUUCGAAACGGCGGACUCCUUUAUUUCCCUGCCGCGCUGGGACACCAAGAAGACCAGCUCCAUCUCCUUCGACUUCCGCACAAGUGAGCCCAGCGGACUACUGCUCUUCAGCCACGGCCGACCACAGGGCAGCAAGGAGACCCGGCCUGGCCGGGAGACCAAGAGUGACUACUUCGCCAUGGAGCUGCUGGACGGGUUCCUGUACCUGCUGAUGGACAUGGGCUCCGGCAGCAUCAAAAUCAAGGCUAGCAACAAGAAGGUCAACGAUGGGGAAUGGUGUCAUGUGGACUUCCAGAGGGAAGGAAGGAGAGGCUCGAUCUCUGUGAACAGCCGCUCCAUGCCCUUCAGCACCAAUGAAGGCAGUGAAAUCCUGGAUCUGGACAGUGACAUGUAUCUGGGUGGACUCCCGGAGAUGCGGCAGGGCCUGGUGCUCCCACCCGAGGUGUGGACGGCGCUGCUCAACUACGGUUAUGUGGGUUGCGUCCGCGACCUCUUCAUUGAUGGGAAGAGCCGAGACGUGCGGCGACUGGCGGAGAUUCAGAGCGCUCCGGGCGUCAGCAGCUUCUGCACCCGCGAGCUCCAGAAGAGGUGUAGCAGCGCCCCCUGUGCUAAUGGAGGACAGUGUAAAGAGGGCUGGAACCGCUACAUCUGCGACUGCACCGGCACUGGGUACAUGGGCAGCAACUGCGAGAUCGAGGCGACGGUGUUGAGCUAUGACGGCAGCAUGUACCUGAAGAUCCUCCUGCCCAGCACCCUGCACACGGAGGCGGAGGACGUGUCUCUACGCUUCAUGUCCCAGCGGGCCUACGGCCUCCUCAUGGCCACCACAUCCAAAGAGUCUGCAGACACACUGCGUUUGGAGCUGGACGGAGGACGCGUCAAGCUUACCGUCAACCUCGACUGUAUCAGGAUAGACUGUAACCUCAGUAAGGGUCCAGAGAUGUUGACUGCGGGUCAGAAACUCAAUGAUAACGAGUGGCACUCAGUCAAGGUGGUGCGGCGGGGCAGAAACCUGCAGCUCUCCGUCGACAACGUCACUGUGGAAGGCCAGAUGACGGGCGACCACACGCGUCUGGAGUUCCACAGCAUCGAGACGGGCAUCAUGACGGAGCGCAGGUUCAUCUCCGUCGUGCCCUCAAACUUCAUCGGGCACCUGCAGGGGCUGCUGCUCAACGGCGUCCCCUACCUGGACCAGUGUAAGAACGGGGACAUCUCCUACUGCGAGCUGAACGCACGCUUCGGCCUGCGCCACAUCAUCGCCGACCCCAUCACCUUCAGGAGUAAAGGCAGUUACCUGGCGCUGGCCACGCUGCAGGCCUACGCCUCCAUGCACCUGUUCUUUCAGUUCAAGACCACCGGCAGCGACGGCCUGAUGCUCUUCAACAGCGGAGACGGCAGCGACUUCAUCGUGGUGGAGCUCGUCAAGGGGUUCGUCCACUAUGUGUUUGACCUGGGCAACGGGCCGUCUCUGAUGAAGGGAAACUCGGAGAAGCCUCUGAAUGAUAAUCAGUGGCACAAUGUGGUGGUUUCACGUGACACCAACAACGUACACACACUCAAGAUCGACUCUCGCACCGUAACACAGCACUCUAAUGGAGCCCGCAACCUGGACCUCAAAGGAGAGCUGUAUAUCGGUGGAGUGGCGAAGAGCAUGUACAACAGCCUGCCGAAGUUGAUCGCGUCGCGAGACGGUUAUCAGGGCUGCCUGGCCUCCAUAGACCUGAACGGCAGAUUACCAGACCUGCUAGCAGACGCACUGCACAAAGUGGGACAGGUGGACAGAGGCUGCGACGGACCCAGCAGCACCUGCAGCGAGGACUCGUGUCUGCAUCAGGGAGUGUGUCUGCAGCAGUGGGAGGGCUUCUCCUGCGACUGCACCAUGACGUCCUACGGGGGCUCGUACUGCAGCGACCCUGGGACUACCUACAUCUUCGGGCGGGGAGGAGCCCUCAUCACCUACACCUGGCCCCCGAACGACCGUCCCAGCACACGGGCGGACCGGCUGGCAGUGGGCUUCAGCUCGCAGCUCAAGGAGGCGGUGCUGGUGCGGGUGGAGAGCGCCAAGGGGCUCGGAGACUACCUGGAGCUGCACAUCGAGCGCGGGAGAGUCGGCGUGAUCUUUAACGUGGGAACGGACGACAUCGUGAUCGAGGAGAGCGGAGUGAUGGUCAGCGAUGGGAAAUAUCAUGUGGUCAGAUUCACACGCAGUGGUGGAAACGCAACACUACAGGUGGACAAUCUGCCCGUGAUCGAGCGCUUCCCGGCGGGGAACUUUGAUAGUGAGCGGCUGGCUAUUGCUAGGCAAAGAAUCCCGUAUCGACUCGGUCGGGUAGUUGACGAAUGGCUACUCGACAAAGGUCGGCAGCUCACCAUCUUCAACAGUCAGGCCUUCAUUAAAGUUGGCGGCGGAGAGAAGGGCCGUAACUUCCAGGGCCAGAUCUCUGGUCUGUAUUAUAACGGGCUGCAGGUGUUGAAGCUGGCGGCGGAAGCGGACCCCAAUGUGCAGAUCCAGGGGAACCUGCGUCUGGUGGGAGACACACCCUCUGUCAUGACCACCGACACCACCAGCACCACCCCGCUCGCAGACAUGUCCACCACCAUCAUGGAGACCACCACCACCAUGGCCACCACCACCACCCGCAAGCAGCGCUCGCCUACCAUGAGGGACAGCGUCACGCAGAAUACUGACGAUCUGUUAGUAGCAUCUGCUGAAUGUCCGAGUGAUGAUGAAGAUCUCGAGGAGUGUGAGCCUGGAAACGGAGGUGAACUAGUGUUGCCAAUUAUAACUGUGGAUUCCCUUGACCCCCCAUCAAUUGCAACACGUUACCCUGUUAUUCCCCCGCCCCCAACCUAUCGCCCCUUCCUGACCUUGCUCGAGACAACCAAAGAGUCCGUCCCCCUCCCCGGGCGGCACCCCUGUCCGCUCGACCAGGAGGACUGCGAGGAGCCCAUGGAGGUCUCGGCCUAUGGUUCAGGCGAGAUGACGGAGUCCGAUGACGAGGAUUACUAUAAAAACUCACCCCUUGUCACUGACCGGACCGUACUCCCACCUCCGCCUGGGGCCGGGAACCCUCGAGGUGACCGGCCCUUUGCACGUUUACCCAAUUCCCACCGGCCACCGCUCCCCCUGACCCCCACAGCACCCCCGGUGCCCCGGCUCAAACCGGGUAUCAAUGCGCCCAACAUCCCCGCGGGUAAAAUGAACACUAGAGAUCAGGUGCUGCUGCCGCCUGCUCAGCCCUCGGGCGACACUGAUCACAGCGGGCGGCAUCGACACAUGCCAGGUAUAACAUAUCCCCCCAAUUUCCCCCAUGUGCCCACUACAGACCCCUCGUCGCCGGACCGAGGGCCGCCUGGAGCCGUGGAGGUGAUCCGGGAGUCCAGCAGUACCACGGGUAUGGUGGUGGGCAUCGUGGCAGCGGCUGCCCUCUGCAUCCUCAUCCUGCUGUACGCCAUGUACAAGUACCGCAACCGCGACGAAGGCUCCUACCAGGUGGACCAGAGCCGCAAUUACAUUAGCAAUUCAGCCACGCAAAGCAAUGGCGCCCUAGUGAAGGAGAAACAGCCCGGCGCUGCCAAGACGGGCACCAAGAGCAAGAAAAACAAAGACAAGGAGUAUUACGUCUGAGCACGGCCCCAAGGGGGACCCGAGGGGAGAAGGAGAGAGAUAGGAUGAGGACUGGAAAGGAGCAGUUUCACGUUUAGAGUCUUUUUUAAUUUCCCAUCUGGUCUAGCCGUCGGCCUCAUUUCCAGAGCUAAAGAGUACGAGAGUGAGUGUGUCGAGGGUUUGGAAACUCUCAUUUCCAUUUUUGAUAGCUAAUUACCUGUCGCACUAACCUUUUGUACUGAAGAGCAGUGGACUUUAUCCUCACUCGUAAUUCCUUUUUUGUAAAUACUACGCGAGUCCUCAAUAUUCAGGUCAUCUCCUAGCCUGGCAGGCUGUUUUGCGCCGUCCAUCGCUGCUCCGUCAGAGCGUUGGAUGCGCUUGAGAACGGUUUGGGAAUGAGAGCCGCUUGGCUUCGGUGACGUUUGAGGAGCAGAUGGUGGCGAACGCGUUUAGCAGUCACACUAUUCUCCGUAAUACUGCCAAACCAGCUCUGUGUCAAAUCCGUCCGUCUCCCUCUCUUUCCAAGUGCUUCACGUUUCCAUCCCUCUCUUUCUCUCUGUCCCCCGCUCACCCUUUCUUGGCUUGUUCUCUCUUUUUCUCCUUGUCCUUGGUGCUCAGGAGCAGAUGCAACGUAAUUCUGUUGUGUUUCCAGCAUGUGGUAUUCAAAAUGAAGAGACAAACUGUUUCUGUGGAGUCAAAUUAAUAAUUCUAUAUCAAUAUAUAUCAAGCCGUUAGCGAAACAUCAGUGGUGAUCCCUUCAGAACUCUCGGAGUCGCCACACGUUCCAGCAGAUCUUGGUGUUUCUGGGGGCCCUGGGCCCGCUGAGGAUCUGGCGUUCUGCUGGGAUGAAGCUGAAACACGAGGCCAACAGCAGUAGAUAUAUUCACAGAGAUAUUUGAUAAGAUUAAAGGACACGACUGCUCAAACAUCACGUCAACACACCGCACCAGUGGACAACACCUGAGCAGGAGCUUUUUAUUUUUAUUUUCUUUUCUAUAUGUGUGUGUGUGUGUGUGUGUGUGUGCGUGUGUGUGUGUGUGCGUGUGCGUGUGCGUGUGUGUGCGUGUGUGUACUUUCUUUCUUUAGUUUGUCACUAUGUCAAAGGGAAAAGACAGCACUGUUCCAGUUAAUGUAGGGACCGUGAACUCUCCUGCGUCUCUCAGGAUGUGACCGUAGGUAUGAACUGCGCAUUUAACAAACUCUGGCCUGAUCCUGGGAAACAGAAGACGUUGAACUCUAGUAAUCUCAUUUUCUCCACUCUAUUAACAGAACUAAACUCUGAAAAGAAAAUGUUUAAAUACGUUUGUGAAAUGUCUGAAUAUUUGAACCUCAUCCCAGUGCUAAAAGAGAUGUGUUUUUCCUAAUAAUCAUCCCUAUUAAUAAAAAAAGACGACCAGAGAAGUGAAAUGCCCUGAAUCAGACUCCAGAAAGCAGACGCUCCUGUUCAACACAGAGGAGACAAAAACGGGGUUUACUGUACCAGAGAGCGGUUUAGCAGCGUUCAUCCUCUGAUUUGGCAUCUGUGUGUGUGUCUGCGUGCACGACUGUGUGUGUGUGUGUGUGCGAAUGCGCGUCCAUCAUUUGCGUUCCUGUCCAGGUCGUCUGCUGCGUUUCUCCUCAGAUCCUUGUUCUUUCUAAAUGUUAUUGUAGAGUGUUCCAGUGAGAUGAAUCUGCAUUGGUGUAUAUUAACAGAAGGGAAUACAGUUGGUUAUAUACUUCUUACA
Molecule: messenger RNA, 7349 nt
Organism: Danio aesculapii
Lineage: Eukaryota; Metazoa; Chordata; Actinopteri; Cypriniformes; Danionidae
Gene: nrxn2b
Product: neurexin 2b
Exons: 23
Coding region: 631-5646 (1671 amino acids)
Source: RefSeq, a predicted model, not a curated record